UAUACCCUAGUCGCCUUAACAAUAAUCUGUAGGCUGUGAAAAAUUGAUCAGACGCCAUCGUCAAAAAACAGCUGGUGGAAUUUUUCGACAGAAACUGUUUACAGAUUUUCAAUGUGCUUUCAUACCAGUGAAAAUUGAAGCUGCAUUGUUUUUUACAUCCACAAUUUGAAGCUAAGUAUUCGAAGUGUUACGAAGUUUUCACAAGUUGUUACAUUAGGUCUAUUAUUCGCAAUCUGAUCGGUCAAUGGGGAUUGAAAGAUUUUGCGAAUUCAUCGGAAAAUCGGGUCGAAAAAUAGAGCACUAUAGCAAAUUCAUUCCUGUCGCGUUAAGCUUGAAGAACCUUAUAGUUUUUGGUGAAACUGCUCCAGCUUCAAAGUCAUUUGAGUUCCUAAAAUAUGAACUUCCAGUGCGUUUUGCUAACAUCAUGCAGGAGUUUCGCCUUCUACCCUCUGUGCUGAGAGAAUCAAGAGCUGUGCAACAAAUAUGUUCAUUGUGAGUAGUAUGUUUUGUUUAACAUUUUAAUAGAUACGAAGAGACGUUUGAUACUCUGAUGAAAUAUGAGGAAUGUUCACCAAGGGCACCAUCUGUUGUUUCUGAAUUCACAGAUGACGUUGAUAACAUUUUACAGAAACAUUCAAGAAUCGUUGAAAUUUUGGCAGUGGGCGUCAAAGAAAUCCAGAAUAGUAGAUCGUGGUGUGAGGAUCAAGAACUACAACUGCAAUAUUUUCUGGAUCGUUUUUAUGUGAGUAGAAUCGGUAUACGAACAUUAUUGAACCAGCACCUUCUUCUAUACGGACCUACACUCUGCAAUAAACAAUCUCAUGUGGGGAAUAUCGAUCCAGCCUGUAGUCCAGUUCAGAUUGCAAUUAAUGCAUAUAGUUACUCCAGAUUGUUAUGUAUGCAGGUGUAUGGUCGUGCACCUGGGUGCGAUAUCGAAAUUCACGAUUGUGUAGAUAAAGGUUUUACAAUUGGUGGUUUUAACGAAAUUGAUUUUCGUGUUGAUGCAACUGGUCAUCCAUCGACCAAAUCAUAUCUUUUGGAGAAUCAACCGAACUGUACAGAUGUAUCUGUCAAGGGCCAAGAUGUAACAUUUUGUUAUAUACCAGGUCAUUUAUUUUACAUUUUGUAUGAACUGUUGAAAAAUUCAAUGAGAGCUGUUGUUGAGAACUAUUCUUUUGACGCUCAUUUACCAAGAUUAAAGAUCCUUAUAUGCAAUGCACCUGAAGAUAUUAUUAUCAAGAUUACAGAUUUUGGUGGAGGAAUGACGCUAAAUAUAGUUGAACGAACGUUCCGAUACAAUUUUACAACAGCUCUUCAUGCCAAAAAUCUGCAUUCUACUGUAUUCGACCUUGAGGAUAGAUAUUCAGAAAUUCGACCUGUGCGUCAAGUUACAUCAAAUGAUCGAAUGACUUAUGAAGUACAGUCAGAUCGUAGUACUUGUUCGCCUAUUGCUGGUAGAGGACAUGGUUUACCGUUAAGCAGGCUAUACGCUAAAUAUUUAGGUGGUAAUUUGACCCUGUAUUCUGUUGAACGUGUUGGUACAUCAGCGUUGAUUUACCUAAAAAGAAGAUCUGAAGAUGCUCAUGAACUUCUUCCAAUAUUCAAUCAUACAUCUAAAUCUGUUUAUGAAAAUGGUUCGCCGGGACGUGACUGGAUUUCUGGUUCACGAUUAUACAUGCAGUCUAAUAAGACUUUACUUGAGUCUUCUGUGGCAGCUUCUUAAUGGUGGAUAGUCUUUUCUUUAUCUUGUUUUGUUGAUUUAUUUAUUUCUGUACACAUGCAUACAUUUAUUUUCUUAAUCUUUGCCCUUUUUAUACGUGUAUAUGCAUCAAAAUAGAAGUCAAUAUUGAACCAUGUCUUUCACAGACUAUUUAGACAUGUCUGCUGCCUAUUGCGUUUCUGUACCGCUUAUGUCCAGAGAAACUGUCCUUAUAUACAGUUUAGUUAAUUAAUUCCAAAUUUUAGAAUUAAAAAGAAUGGCGAAAAAAGAAGUAUGAAGUAAUACUGAAUAAACUAUUCUUUCUCAUUCCCUUUUACCUUAACAUAAAAUGCAUUUCUUGUUUCUAUAUAUCAUUUUUGCCUUGUUUCAUUUUUGUUUAUGACUUUCAUUUGAUGAAGCAACUUUUUUCUGUCUAUGCAAUAUACACUUAUUUCG
Heterobilharzia americana is the source of this 2155-nucleotide messenger RNA. NCBI's taxonomy places the organism in Eukaryota, Metazoa, Platyhelminthes, Trematoda, Strigeidida, Schistosomatidae. The record is from the annotation of a GenBank genome assembly.